CGAUCACCAAGGAGGAAUGAAGGUUCAAGAAUGUAGAGUACAGAGGGCGUGAUUUAAAGCUGUGUAUAAAUAACAUCCUCAGGCUCUUUAGUCAUUCUCACACCUGCUGGAAAUCAAACAGAUAUUCAAAUACUGCUGGACUACCUUUUUGAAGCAGCACCAAAGAAAAAACUAAACUUUCGUCUUCAUCUUGAAGUCUAAGCUUGCCGUCAUGGAACGCAACCCAUCUCAAACUUUGGUCACUGAGCGCAGAACGCAACUCUUCUCUUUUUUGGCGCUGCUGAACGCGUACAUUCCUGAGGCCUACCUCCUGAUGUCUGAGUGUCAAAAGAUCCUUGGACCACCUGAUCCCAUCCAUGGAGGCCCCCCCUUUGAAGAAAGAAUGGAGCCUUUUAUAGCCUCUAUCAAAACAUCCAGUCCAAGACCUGGAUGCGUAUGUAUGAUUAACCAAGAGGUUGCACAGGAAAGUGUGGAGGAACUAGCCAUUUCCAGGAGUGCUACAGUGGAGAAAUUUAUGCUCUCGCUUUGUAUAGAUCAGACCCAGCCACGUAUCCUCCAGUACGUCAAAGAUUUGCUUACAAAGAGAAAAUGUGGAGUAAAAGGUAGAGAGAAGUUCUCACGGCUGAUUGAAGAUAUACGGAAGGAAGAGAAGUUUUCCAACGCUUUGUCUGUCUUGGAAACGGCAUCAGAUAAAUUCAAAGAUAACAAGAUUUACCCCCAAACCAUUUCCCGUCUCUAUUACACCACAAGAGGCACCAGAGACUAUGGAAAAGCUGAAGAAUGGGCAAAGGAAUCCAUUAAAAGAGCUCCAAACAACUCUUUUGUGGCUGACACUCUUGGACAGAUUUAUAAGAACCGUUUGAUGAGGGUAACCACGCCACCGGAGGAUAUCUUACACAUGGCAAAAGAAGCCUUCAAGGCCUUUAAAGAUGUGGAGAGGAAAGCUGACAAAGAAGAGGACCCAAAAAUGAGGGACAUAGCUGGUACUGUAAGCUUUUCCAGUAUCUUCAACAACAGAGGCCUUUUUGGCUUCAUUCAAGUGGCAAAGAUCGCCCUUGAGAAACUCAACAAGGUACAAUGUUCUUCACAGAGACACAGCUUCAUCCAAAGGUUAGAAAUGGAAGUUGAAGCCAAGUUUGACUUUUUUGAAUGGUACCUAGCCUACUCCAAGCCUGCCAUGACAUCCGUAGAGCCACUUUACUUCUGGAAGGACGUCGUACUUUGUUACGAACUGUUCACAACAAAAACAGCAGCUGAAUCCACCAGCGUUCCAGCCCUACUAGAUUGUCUGAAUCGCGGCAGUUUCUCGUCAAAGGGAAGACGUGCUGGGUUUGAAGAGGCCGAAGAAACUGUGUCUGAUUUAGAGGCAAUCCAAGAGGAUUUGAAAACCGCCUACGAGGCGAAUGUUAACGAUGUCAAAGCAGCUGAGAGGUACAUCCUCUCCAACAUCAUCUUGAGCAACAAGAUGCGUAACUCUCCGAAGCUCACACUGGUGAAAGAACUCCAAAGAAUAAUUCACAGAUUCUUGGUCGCAGAAGAGAGGUGUAGAAGCCCUGAGUUUUACCUUUUGGUUCUGCUGUUGUUUUGGCCUGAGGAAAAGCCUCAAGAGUUGCAAGAAGAGGAUGAUGAAGGAGAACAGUCCACAGAGAAUGAAGACCAGAAUGAUGAGGACAGCGAUGAGGAACAAGAACAGUCCACAGAGGAUGAAGACCAGGAUGAUAAGGACAGCGAUGAGGAACAAGAACAGUCCACAGAGGAUGAAGACCAGGAUGAUGAGGACAACAAUGAGGAACAAGAAACAAGAGGAGAACCUGCACAACAAUCUGUUGACUUCAUGUUUAACCUUGACCUGCAAAAGUAUGUCACGUUCAUGGAGAAAGCGUUUGAGGGAGCUCGUGCCAAGUACCUUCGAGGCCGGUACCUUUUGCCUCUGUUUUUUCUGGGGAAGGGCUCUGGGCUGAGCAAAUGGAUUCACAAAUCCAGGUUGGAUGCAAUCAUAGAGGAAAAGGCGGACGCUAAUCUAGCUGAUGAACCAUAUACACAAAAUAAGAAGAAAUGGGGGCUGAUCAAUGAAAUGUGGAUCAAUGGGGAUGUGUGGCGAGUCUCAGAAAUUCAAGACAUUCUUCUCCCGGUCCGGAUAGACUCUACCACGAUGCCACAGAAGCAUGAUGAAGUGUUUGUUUGUGUUGGAGGGAAGCAAAUAGUGGCUACAGUAGAGGCUGAACCUGAUGCUUCAACGCUGAGCCCAAUGCUUUUCUAUCUUGGCUUCACCAUUAAGGGUCCUGUCCUCUAUAGAUGCUGAGAUAUUUCGGUCUGGACCAAAGUGGUGAGCUGACCGACAGACCAAUAUUGUUAUCCCUAGAGCCAACUUGUUAGUGUUGCUAAAAAAUAUUGUCUUUGGGACAGCAAGAUAUGGCCAAGAACCAUGUUGUUUUUUUACCAUACAGUACAAAUGUGUUAUUUUUGCCUAUU
Messenger RNA from Sebastes umbrosus (honeycomb rockfish), 2472 nucleotides. Its product is annotated as sterile alpha motif domain-containing protein 9-like. NCBI's taxonomy places the organism in Eukaryota, Metazoa, Chordata, Actinopteri, Perciformes, Sebastidae. The transcript is spliced from 2 exons. Gene Ontology annotation, cellular component: cytoplasm. Gene Ontology annotation, molecular function: protein binding. The record is from RefSeq and is a predicted model, not a curated record. Bases 212 to 2302 code for a protein of 696 amino acids.